AUGGAUACGAAUACAGCAACCCGUAAGACCGGAAACAGGAACUCGAGGAGAAGAGGUCCAAGUAACCGUCAAAGACGAAUCACAGAACUACAACAACUAACAGAAGGUUUCCGGGUUCUAACCGUUAACGGAGAAGCAUUCAAGGACCUUACCUCCGAACAAUUGAAAGAUUUAUUUGGUGAUACGAACAAUGACAUCUACCUAUCAUUAGUGAUGAUCCCAUCAGAUCCUGAUUUCCCCUAUGAAGUUAAAGGAAUCUUGAUCCAUUUAUGUGUUCCCGGAAGUUAUCCGGGGAAAUUGCCGUCUAUCACCUUGUUGAAUGAUGACAUUCCUAUUGGCUAUGGAGCCAACAUCGAGAGGGGAUUUACCAGUAUCGUUAAACAAGCUUUGAAAGGUGAAAAGUACAUGGAUAACGAAGACGAACAAUUUGCAUUACAAAUACACGGAAAAACUCUUAGUGCUCAGCUCAAUUGCUUGGAUAAGAACUUGGAGUUCUUCCUUAGAAAGAAGAAACAGAAUGCCGUUAAAGUUGCAAUACGGUCCAAUACCACCACCAGAAGCCAAACCCUGUCACCACAACCAGAGAAGACGACGAAGACGAACAAGAAGAAUAAGCAGUCACGGGAAGCAACUCCCGUGUCUGUGCCUCCACCAGUUGACAUAGAGGCAAGAGAUAAGCUCCUUGGUGAACUUACAACCAAAUUGCCUCUCAAACUACUUCAACGCUCGAACUCAGAGUUUAGGUACCAAAUAGAGUUCCCCAUCUCUAGUAGUCAAUUGCCCAACUACAUGAUCAACGAGAAGACGUACCGGGUUUUGCUUUGUAUCCCUCUUAACUAUCCGGACAAUAAGUCAUUGACCAUCAACCCCUAUGUCAAUUACACCAAACAGUUGAUCUUAAAGUACAAACUCCACACUGACCAAUUUAAACAGUUCAAGACACUCGAGAAGAAUUUGGUGAAGAAUUUCCAGGUGUACAAUAACGAGAACCAGAAUAAGCACAUUGUUUCCCAAAUGAACUGGGUAGCCAAUAAUCUUGCUAGUUUUAUGUUAGGCGAUAAAGACUUUAAACAAUGGGUAGACUUGAUUCUGAUAUACCAUUAG
This is a messenger RNA of Lizanozyma spartinae, 1104 nucleotides long. RefSeq lists its product as uncharacterized. The transcript has a single exon. Lineage: Eukaryota; Fungi; Ascomycota; Pichiomycetes; Serinales; Debaryomycetaceae. The coding region runs from base 1 to 1104 and encodes 367 amino acids. The record is from RefSeq and is a predicted model, not a curated record.